Molecule: messenger RNA, 751 nt
Organism: Musa acuminata AAA Group (dessert banana)
Lineage: Eukaryota; Viridiplantae; Streptophyta; Magnoliopsida; Zingiberales; Musaceae
Product: chorismate synthase 1, chloroplastic-like
Exons: 7
Coding region: 244-732 (162 amino acids)
Biological process (GO): aromatic amino acid biosynthetic process; chorismate biosynthetic process
Cellular component (GO): cytosol
Molecular function (GO): chorismate synthase activity; FMN binding
Source: RefSeq, a predicted model, not a curated record
CCCACCUCUCGCCCAUCGUGAUCGAGUUCGCAUAUUUGACGAAACCAGAUCGAGGCGAUCGAUCCAUCAUGGCUUCUUCUUUGGCGUACUCCAAAUCUUUACUCGGGGAAGAGAGAGCCGACGGCGUCUCCGGCCUCGGCUUCCGUCAGCCCUCCGAUCUCCGCCGCCUGUCCUCCGCCGCCGUCCAGAUCUCCAUCCGGCAUCGGACUUCCCUUCCCCAGCGAAGGCUCGGACUAGAGUGAAAUGUCAAUAGCCUAUAGGCCAAUUCAUGCAGAUGCCACGUACGACUUCAAGUAUGGGUUGAGAGCGAUACAGAUUAUAGCAUAUGUUUCUCGAGUGCACAAAGUGGUGCUUCCUGAAGGAGUUGUUGAUAAUGAGAUAGUGACCCUUGAUCAGAUUGAGAGUAAUAUCAUUAGAUGUCCGGAUCCAGAAUAUGCUCAAAAGAUGAUUGAGGCCAUUGAUGCUGUUCGAGUUAGAGGUGACUCUGUUGGUGGUGUCGUGACUUGCAUUGCCAGAAAUGUUCCACGAGGUCUUGGGUGCCCAGUGUUUGAUAAACUGGAAGCUGAUUUGGCAAAAGCGAUGUUGUCUCUGCCUGCAACAAAAGGGUUUGAAUUUGGCAGCGGUUUUUCAGGUACUUUUAUGACCGGAAGUGAGCAUAACGAUGAGUUCUACAUUGGCGAGCAUGGGAGGGAUAUCCAAUGGAGAAACCAUCUCUACGAGAAUAGCUUUUAAACCAGCAUCUACAAUUGGG